Cydia fagiglandana is the source of this 2753-nucleotide messenger RNA. Its product is annotated as transferrin-like. The transcript has 11 exons. Gene Ontology annotation, cellular component: recycling endosome; early endosome; plasma membrane. The record is from RefSeq and is a predicted model, not a curated record. NCBI's taxonomy places the organism in Eukaryota, Metazoa, Arthropoda, Insecta, Lepidoptera, Tortricidae. Gene Ontology annotation, biological process: iron ion transport. Bases 193 to 2376 code for a protein of 727 amino acids.
UACCUUGAGUAAGUAUUUGUUCGAGCAGACGACACGUCUUGGCUUAUUAAGCCGGACGUCAGGCUUUUUUUAUAAAAAAAAAAGUUGGCGCGGAUUUAGGCGGGAGUUUUUAGGUUCUUUUUGCGGGCAUAUUCUUGGUUGGAGGGUUUUGUGAUUUUUCAUUGCUUUUUGGAGGGAGUUUAGUGUGUGAUAAUGUGUUUAAAGGUUUUGUUAUUGUUUGUGUUUGUUUUUGUAAGUUCAGUGUCGCCUCAGGGAUCAGGAUCGGGGACUGAUGGAAAAUUACGGCUCUGCGUGGUGGAGGGCCGCGGCUCGUACAAGCGCGCGAGCAAGUAUUGUCCCGUGCUGGACCAGUCAGACUCGGGGGUCGAAUGCGUUAUCGGACAAGACAGAUUGGAUUGCCUCCGUCGCAUGAGCAAAGGCGUGGUCGACUUCGGUGUGUUCAGCCCUGAGGACCUCAUCGCCACACAAUGGGCCAACAUCAACGUGCUGGUGACAGACGAAGUGAGAUCGAGGCCACGCAAAUACGCGAGCAGCAUAGUUGCGGUCAUCCACAAAAGUUUGCUGCCAGAACUAGACACAGUGUCUUCUGUCCACUCCAUCCUGAAGGGGUCCAGUAUGUGUCAUAUAGGACUUGGAGCAGAUGAGCGACGACCGCUGAGCGAGACGCUUACUGAGUACCUGGAGUCGCUGGUGACGAGGAAGUCAUGCGACAGCGAGCUGUCAGUAGCCGAGAACCGUAUAAAGGCUAUGGCGGACAUGUUCGGUAGGUCCUGCCGCGCUGGACCUUGGGUGUUAGACGCUAAGAGAGACGCAGAACUUAAAGCUAAGUUCCCCUCCCUCUGCGCGUCAUGCGACCGGGCGAGCAAGUGCGACCGCCACGACCGCUACUGGGGCCCCGGCGGAGCCCUCUCCUGCCUGGUCGAGGGCGCGGGCAACUUCACGUGGGCCGAGGCGGACUUUGUGGCUGGAUAUUUUGGUAGCAGGACCGGCUUCGCGAAGCCCGCGGACUUCGCGUACCUUUGCCGGGACGGUUCCUGGCAAGAGAUUCACGAACACGAAGAGCCCUGCGUGUGGCUGCGAAGGCCGUGGCCACUACUCGUCGCUAAAACGAAAGCGGCUGAAGCUGUGAGCCGUCUGGCGGCCAACCUCACCGGCGCGGGAGUGGUGGUGGGCGGGGGCUGGCGCGGCGCGCUCACCGCGCUGCUCGAGGCUAACGGCGCGCUGCCGGCGCCGCUGCGGCCGCCGAGCACGCCGCUUGAUUACCUGGCGGGUGCCGGGGGGUUCAGGGAGGCUUACAGCCAGGCCGGAUGCACUCCGUCAAGACAUAUAGUAAUGUGCACCACGUCAAUCCUCGAGCAGAAUAAAUGUGAAUGGCUGAGCGAAGCCGCUGCGGUAUACGGAGUGGAGCCUGCGGUUCAGUGCUUGAGGAAAGAUGACCAAGCGGCCUGUAUGCAGGCGGUUAAGAAUGGGAGCUGUGAUGUCACGGUCGCUAGUGGAGACUGGCUGGUUAGAGCAGAGAGAGACAUGUCCCUCAUACCGAUCCUUCACGAAACGACGCCUAUCAUCAACCAAAGCACCACAGUCGUAGCCUACGUCCGCGAGGACGCGAAACUAUUCAAGAUGGCCGACUUGAAGGGAACGCGCGCUGCUUUCCCGCGCUUCGACGGUCUGGCUUGGCAUUCCGUUCUACGCUACCUUGCGAAUAUAGAAAAAAAUACUUGUAAAGAUAUCUUGAAUGGAUUUUUUAAAAGUAUUUGUGCGCCGGGUGUAGAUGAAUAUGUAAAAGAUAGUAAGAUGUGGAUAGAGGGGUGCGUUGUGGAGGAGGGGAAGGUGGUAGAGGGAGAGUGGGGGGCGCUGAGGUCGCUAGUGGAGGGGAAGAGUGACGUCGCGUUUUUAAGCAUGGCUACCUAUAACCAAUAUGUUGCCAAACAAAUUCCUGAACCUUGGGUCAAAGACGUCAAAAUCAAACCCAUUUGCGCCGAGGACAACGAGAAAUACUGCUUCAUAUCCUGGUCCAAUAUCGGCCAUGUUUUCGCCAAAAAUACCACAGCGAUGCGCCGCCAAGAAAUCAUAAACGUUAUGACGAAAUUGGACCAAUUAUUUGGCAAACAUAACCCGAAUCAAGCGUCAGCAGUCAUGUUUUCUCUCUACGGGCCUUACAAUCAUCAGAAUAAUAUUCUAUUCCAUGAUAAUACUAAGGCAUUGUCAACAAGCGAUGUUUUACGAACGCAUCCGUUCGAUAAAGUGCCGCUGAAUUUUGAACGCAGCUUAAAGGAUAUUGACAGCUGUCAUGUGUCAGAUUUGACAGGUGCCGCGGGUAGUGUUGUGCCGAAGUUAAUGUUGAUUGUGUCGAUGGUCUGCGUGUUGUUUUUGUAAGAACUGAAUGUACAGCAUGGCAAAAAAGAGUAGAAAGUGUCGUCCCGUUUCCUUAUAUAUAUUGGUUUGAAAAGGAUGGCACUACAGUGUUGCCACAUUUUAAUUUCUACUCUUUUUUGCCAAGCUGUAUGUGAAAUUGUGUUAGAUUUAUAAGAUAUAGCCGGUCAAACAAGUUUGUCAGUAGAAAAAGGCGCGCAAUUAAAAUUUUCUAUGGGACGAUAACUCUUUGCGCCUACAUUUUUUUAAAUUUGCCGCUUGUUUCUACUGACGGAAAUGGCUUGACAUAUAGAAAUGUUUACCGAUAAAGUAGCGGAUUUGGAAUAUACAAAUAUAUGAUGAAUCAUAUGUAGUGAAAAUAAUAAAAACAGUUAAAUACA